Molecule: messenger RNA, 3274 nt
Organism: Anopheles coustani
Lineage: Eukaryota; Metazoa; Arthropoda; Insecta; Diptera; Culicidae
Gene: Fife
Product: regulating synaptic membrane exocytosis protein 2
Exons: 10
Coding region: 1-2787 (928 amino acids)
Biological process (GO): regulation of synaptic plasticity; calcium ion-regulated exocytosis of neurotransmitter; regulation of membrane potential
Cellular component (GO): cytoskeleton of presynaptic active zone; presynaptic membrane
Molecular function (GO): transmembrane transporter binding; small GTPase binding
Source: RefSeq, a predicted model, not a curated record
AUGCUUCCAGCAAACGUAAUGUCGUUCAUGAAAAAGAUCGUCGCCACGGACGAGGCGUCGCAUCAGCAGCCAUCGAUGGAGAACACGGGAGCGUUCGGGAAGCUGAAGCAAACGCUGUCAACGUCGCUGCUGACCGCCCAGGAUAGAGUGAACAAAAUGUCCCCACGUCCAUCGCUGGUGCCGGACGCAACGGAACCACCGCCGCACGCUGGUGGCGACGACCCGUAUAAGGACGCUGGCAGCAGCGAGCGUGCUGGCUCGUGCGACACCAACAACAAGUUCAACACACGUUCCGGCUCCUGCCGGAUAUGCUUGAAGUCGUUCAAACCGAACGACUUCAAGAAAACGUGCGUCGAGUGUGACCAGAAAGUUUGCGAAGACUGCGCCAGUUACAGCAAGCUCCAGGAAGCAGAGGACUUGGGUCUCUGGCGAUGUAGCGUCUGUCGGAGAAAGAUGGCGUCCCGCAUCUGUAUACCGCAGGAAUCUACCGACUCCGCACUGGAGGUACCGGUCAUGGAAACGCUGCAGCGGCGCCACUCGGACAUAAAGCUGGGAUUCGGCCAGCACCUGGACGACGGCAAAGGGUCCGCGCUGGCGCCUCCACGUAGCCCCGAGCUACGCCGCCACUCGGACGUGUCGCCAGCUUCGCUCAAAGAGCUGGAGAAGCUUAAGGGCGUCCAGAAGCCCAAGAACGACAUGGACUGGCGCAAGGGGCACAGUGCCGCACCGAGCAGAUCGUCCAGUCCGCCCGGGCGCAAGGACACCGAGCUCGGCACACCGCGAGUCAUCUCCCGCCGACCGUCGACGAAAAUGUCGCGCCAGCGGAGCUACGACGACGAGUUCAAAACAAUGAGCUCGGAUACGAAUCUGGCCGAGGCAGGCCUUAACCUGCCGCCCCCGAUGCCCCGGCGAAAGUCGGCGUACGACGUGUACGCACCGGGCGUCCUGGUCAACGCCAUGCAGUCGGUCAAGCUGGCGCCGGACGAUUCGGAGAAGAUCAGCACGUCGCGCCGAUCCUCGAUGAAGAUCAUGAACGAUGGGAGCGAGUUCGGUGGUGAUAGUCAUACGGUGGCCGACAUGAAGGCCGCUGGACUGAUCGUCGACGACGAUCGGCGACACAAGCGGCGAGGAUCGCAACUACCCGACAUAUCGGCAUUGAAAGACAAAACUGCCCAAAACUCAGCGAACAUAUCAGUCUACCAGUGUCCGGCUUUGGAAGACUUGGAGGCGCCCAAACGCCAGACAUCACUCGACGGCGAAGGCAUCAAGAUCGUCAUACAUGACGCCGAUGCCGGCCCGCUCUGCGCGGCGAAGCGAAGUGUCACACUGCGAAGGGAUCCCUCCGAUAAGGCCCACAGAACAAGAGGAUUCGGUAUGCGCGUGGUCGGUGGUAAGACUGGCACGGACGGUCGACUGUUCGCCUACAUCGUCUGGACGGUUCCCGGUGGCCCGGCGGAGAAGGGAGGCCUGCAGCAGGGCGAUAAGAUUUUAGAGUGGUGCGGUGCCUCACUGACGGAUCGCAGCUUCGAGGAGGUGUGCGCCAUUAUGGACCGCACGGGAGACACGGCCGAGUUGCUGGUCGAGCACGCGACCGACUUCAAGAUGUGCGAGCUGUUGGACGAGGGCGGCAUGGGCAUGAACGUCGGUUCGACAUACAGCAGCAACAAUUCGCAACGAGCUUUGCCGGACACGAACGUCCACAACCUAACGUCAGAAAGCGAGUCAACGAUGGACAAAUCUCCUUCUUCGCCAACCAGACGCAAAUUGCCUAAAACACCGGAACAGAUAGCAAAGGGCAAGUUAGUGUCCGGUAGGGUUCAGGUGCAUGUUUACUAUCACGGCGAGCGAAACGAACUUGUCGUUUCGGUGAUGGCUGCCGAUGACCUGCCGGAGCGCGAUGAAUCGCUGGGCUAUGGCAUGUAUCCGGAAGCCUAUGCGUCGAUCAAGUUGCUACCCAAAACGAACGAAUCGCAUGUCGCCCAGACCGAGGUGUCCACUCCCUCUCUGAAUCCCAUUUGGAACGCGACCAUUACCUUCCAGGACGUGUUCAGUGACAAUCUGUUAGACCGUAAGAUAGAGAUAGUGCUGUACGAUCUGUUGCCCCACUCGGAGCCAAUCUUCCUCGGCGAGUGCUCGGUAAAGCUGCAGAAGGCCUGCCUGGACGACGUGGCGGUCUGGUACCGGCUAGAGGAUCCGAACCGGCUGCGCGGUUCGGGUGGCCCAACCGUUGGUCGCACGCUACGGCGCCGCUCGACCGUUGGCGGCUCGCAGAGUUCGAUCGACGAGAGCAUCGGUUCGUCGUUCGGGCGCUACGGUGGCAGCAACGAUGGGUCGCGCUUCCAGCGCUCUAUCUCCGACGACGUGGACAGCCUGGACGAGGGCCGGUACCUGCUACACCCGAACUGGUCGGUGUCCGGUAGCCGGCGUGGUUCGACGCAAUCCGAAAUUCAGAUGCAAACGCUCGAGGUGCAACAACUCGGCAAGGAUUACUCGAAGUCGUUACCCGGCUCUCGACGUUCUUCGUUCCAGGACUCGAAGGAGCAGCUGGCCGCCGGACCGGUACACUACUCGCGCCGUUACUCGACUGGCCGGGCAGCGACGGGCGCGUCGGCGUCAACACUCGAGCCACCCGUCCCCGUGCGAAAACUCUCCUUCGGCGGCGCCAUCGGUGGGCUCGGCAGUAGUGGCCCUUCUGGUGGGGCCAGCAGGAGCGAAUUCAUACGCACCAUGAGCCUUUCGCGCGAGCUUGACGUGAAGAAUCGCAAGAAGAAGCGUUUAUUCUCGUAAAGCAAGCACGAAAAGUUAACUCCAAUCAAGCAACGAAAAAAUAACAACAACAUCCGGAAGCACAAUCACAAUCAAGCGACGAAACGAUGGAAGUGGAGCUAUUCACUGUUAGGCUUCACAUAAAAAAACACUCCAAAGGUUUUGAAAAUAGGACAAUGAUGGUUCUCACACCUGUAGCUGUAAUUUAAUAAAAACAAACAAAACAUAGUUGACUACAUUGGCAGGCAGCAUUACACAUCCAUGUACGACAUAUUUGAAGCACUUGGAAGUAUUGCCAAACCGCCGACGACACUUGAUCUCGGCCUCUCUUGGCCUCUCGUCAUCGGCGCACGAGCAAACUAUACACAAUCGUCAUGUUUAUGGUUUAUAGGCGUGUUUUUCGACUGUCUGGUUCUGUCGCACGAACCAUUUUGCAAACGUAUAACAUGUUUUAUGUAGAAAAUAUUUCAAGUUUACAAAAUAUCAAUCUAUACAUAUGUUACCUAUA